GUAGAGACACAGAGGGGUGGGUAGGGGGGAGCCAGCUGGGCGCUGCCGCCACCCCAUCGUGGUCAUGGCCGGCUCGGAGCAGCCGGCGGCGCGGCGGGAGGACGAGGAAGCGGCGCUGCCCGGGGAGGAUGCGGAGCUGGCGCUGGCCGGCAUCAACAUGCUGCUCAACAACGGCUUCCGCGAGUCCGACCAGCUCUUCAAGAAGUACAGAAACCAUAGCCCAUUAAUGAGCUUUGGAGCCAGUUUUGUCAGUUUUUUGAAUGCCAUGAUGACAUUUGAAGAAGAGAAGAUGCAACUGGCAUGUGAUGACUUAAAGGCUACAGAGAAACUUUGUGAAAGUGAAGAAGCUGGAGUUAUAGAAACAAUCAAGAAUAAAAUUAAAAAGAAUGUUGAUGGACGAAAAUCUACUCUAUCCAUGAUAGAUCGUUUACAAAGACAAAUAAUUGUAGCAGACUGUCAAGUCUACUUGGCUGUACUCUCAUUUGUAAAACAAGAGUUAUCAGCAUACAUAAAAGGUGGGUGGAUACUCCGAAAAGCCUGGAAAAUUUACAAUAAGUGCUAUACAGACAUUAAUACACUUCAGGAAAUGUAUCAGAAGAAAACAACUCGGGAAUCCUUGACUUCUGAUGCUGCAAAUGAUAAUCAUAUUGCUGCAGAAGGUGUAACGGAGGAUUCGCUAAACAGACUGAAAGGUGCUGUUAGCUUUGGAUAUGGACUUUUUCAUCUUUGCAUAUCCAUGGUGCCCCCAAACCUGCUCAAAAUCAUCAACCUGCUGGGUUUUCCUGGAGACCGCCUACAGGGGCUUUCUUCACUGAUGUAUGCAAGUGAAAGUAAGGACAUGAAGGCCCCUUUAGCUACAUUAGCUCUGUUGUGGUACCAUACAGUUGUUCGUCCCUUUUUCGCCCUUGAUGGCAGUGAUAACAAGGCAGGGUUGAAGGAGGCAAAAGAAAUUCUUGCAAAAAAAGAAUCUGCUUAUCCAAAUUCCUCUCUGUUCAUGUUCUUCAAAGGAAGGAUACAGCGAUUAGAGUGUCAAAUCAAUAGUGCCUUGACCUCAUUUCAUACCGCUUUGGAACUUGCAACAGACCAAAGGGAGAUUCAACAUGUCUGCUUGUAUGAAAUAGGUUGGUGCAGCAUGAUAGAGAUGAAUUUCAAAGAUGCAUUUGAAUCCUUUGAAAGGCUUAAAAAUGAAUCCAGGUGGUCCCAGUGCUACUAUGCUUAUUUAACAGCAGUGUGUCAGGGAGCCACUGGUGAUGUCAAUGGUGCUCAGAAUGUGUUCAAGGAAGUUCAGAAGCUUUUUAAAAGAAAAAACAAUCAGAUUGAACAAUUUUCAGUGAAAAAGGCAGAGAGAUUUAGAAAACAAACGCCAACCAAAGAGCUCUGUGUCCUGGCAUCCAUUGAAGUAUUGUACUUAUGGAAAGCCCUUCCAAACUGUUCCCUCUCAAAUUUACAGCAUAUGAGCCAAGCUUGUCAGGAUGUUGAUGAUUCAUCGGCUGUUGGUUUGAGGAAUUUGCUUCUUGGUGCCAUACACAAAUGCUUAGGAAAUUCUGAAGAUGCUGUUCAGUUCUUUCAGCGAGCUGCUAAAGAUGAACUGUGCCGUCAAAACAACUUAUACGUUCAGCCAUAUGCUUGCUAUGAACUUGGCUGUCUUCUGUUAGACAAUCCAGAGACUGUGCCAAGAGGCAAAACAUUACUUCUCCAAGCCAAGGAGGAAUUUACUGGCUAUGACUUUGAGAACAGAUUGCACGUCCGCAUACACGCAGCCUUAGCCUCUCUAAGGGAAGUAGUUCCACAGUGACAGACAGGAAGUCUUGUUAUCCCACAGUUUCUGCACUUUAAGAUGAAGCAGAAGAAAAAGCUGUUGGGAAGACCAGCUUUUCUUCUGAAAACCACUUGUGCCAGAGACACUUUCUAGUAUGGUCAGAGUUGGUAUGGCUUAGUAAAACCUUACAAUUUUAAUUAAAAGUAAAUCAACCAGGAAGAAGGUUAAGUGACCUUGUGUUUUUAACUCCUCAGUUUUUAUUUUCUUUAAACCAAGCUGAACACAAUUGCUUUGUAACUCUGGGUGAGCCUAAAUAAGCACACGCGAUUUACUUCAACAACAUUGGCAGGUGUGAUUUUUACUUUAAAACGGAUCUUGAUCUAAAAUAUGCUAAAGGAAGCACUUUUUUUUUGAUUAGAAUAAUACAAUAAAAGUAAUUAGUGUAAAUUUUGAAUUUUGGAAUGGUUGGAAGACUUUUUCUUCAAGCAUUAGCCAGGACACAGGAGGAGGAAAACUAUUCAGCCAUAAAAAGCAGAUCUUACUAAAUUUUAGUGGCUUAUGUCUGUGACUUCAUGACAACUAAUGUGUGAAUUUCAAACCUCACAUCCCCUUCCAUUAUUCAUUCCUGCCUUCCCAACCCAGCUCAUACUUACGUCAGUAUUUAGGAACUCUUACAUUCCAGCUAAAUACUUACUUUGUUUGACAUGCAGUUUCCAUCUGGGCAAUUCUUAUUUCUGCUCUUAGUAUUCUGAAUAUUAUGUUAAAAUAUAUAGACCAGAUACAGUAAUUUUUACUUAUUUUUCAUUCAAGCUGCUGAAUCCUUAUAGCAGUGACCUUUAAAGAUAUUAAAAAACCCAACCAAGUGAAACACAAAGCCAAAAAUCUACUUUGGUAGUUAUACCAAUACUACGAUAUCCUAAGUCUCUAUAUGGUAUUCCAAACCUGUGGUGUUACAAUAUUGAAAUACCUCAGAGAGAUGAAAUUUUUAUUAUGACCAUGUAAUUUUUAAUACUUGGCCAUCUGUGCUCAUCUGUAGCUUUUUUUACUUUUGUCUGUGACACGUAGUAUGUCAUUAUGUUUUAUAUUCGGCCAAUAUCAUGUUCUAGGAAGGUAAAUAUUUUUUUAAAGAAGCUUAUGAAUGAAUCUGACCAGAAAGUUAAUUGAAUGAUGUUGUUUGCAAAGUUAAGAAAAAUGGAUAUCCUUGAAAAUAGUUAUCCAAAAGCCUUAUCUUUACUUUGGUCAGGUUGCCUUAAACAGUUCCUUAGCUUAAACUUUUAUUUUUCUUACUUUUUCUGUAGAAUGUGUCACCAAUGUUCUGGACCUUGCCCACACCUAACCUUCAUUGAUUUGCUUUUGAGGUUGCAUCUAAAGCGAGACUGAUAUGAAGGAGAAAAGUAAUAUCGUUUUUAGGAGGCCAUAUGAAACGGUCGAGACACUUUUAUUUCCCUUUAGAAAUACACAGUUCCUGCUAUGAAAGGCAUUCCUAGAGCAGUUAAACACUUCGGUUGCAGUUUGUGAAGGAGAGAAGAAACUCUUAACUCUUAAAAAAGCAGUUCUAUUUUUCUAUAACCUAGGUGUGUUACAGGUAGUACACUGGUGGUUUUUUAUUUACCUUUGAUGGGAAUAUUGAGUCACAAGAAAGUGAUCAACCUACCUUGGUCAAUCUAAGUAAGUAUUGACUAGAAAACAAUAUAUUGUAUAUAUAGUGACUACUUAGAGUUCAGAAGAUUUUGAAGAUGGGCUUUAUGUACUUGAAAUCUUAUUUUGUCCUAUCCAACUUUUAAUGUUUUGCAAUCAGAGACACAGCCCAUUCUCGGUAAAUAAAUAUCUGCAAAUGAUACAGUUACUGUCAAAAUUCCUUUUAAAUACACUGCUUAAAUAUAAUGUGAGACUAGGCUGUUCGGGACACCUGCAUGCGAUUUAUGUUGGGAUAUCUAGGAUCCACAUACUUGAAGGUAGCUAACAAAUUGUAGUAACUUUACUAAAGGGCCUGUUGUUCUCGCCAGGCCAGAAGUGGGUAUGGAAAGACACUAUAUAUUCAUAGAACCUUAUAACUCUGUGCAAAUUGCAGCUUCUCUGUGGAUUUAGCGAAUCAUCACUGAAAUAGAAUUCUCUCUGUUAAUGAUUUCUUCUCACUUUGUAGGAGAAUCUCCUACAUUGUAAAUGUCUAAAUUAUUUUUUAUGUUAGAUUAUGCCUGUGAUGAGAAAAAAAUCAACUGUAUUUUGUGUAGACUGGUAAGUUUUUAUACUUUGGAACUCGGAGGCAUGGUCUAAUAGCAAUAAUGGAAUAUGCAUCUUGCUAGGUAAUAUGUUAAGGCUAUCUUUACUGGGUCAGAUAUUUUUGUUGAUGUUGAUGCAGUUUUUAUCUCAAUAUGACUCAUUUCAAAUAACUAGAAUUUUUAGAUGUCACAAAGUGGCAUAUUUAUUGUGACGUACUGUAAAUGUCAUUAAUUUACAGAACUUGCACUUUUAUAUUUCUGAGUAAAAUUAAAAGAAACACA
This is a messenger RNA of Cuculus canorus (common cuckoo), 4260 nucleotides long. It is a transcript of the gene TTC39C, whose product is annotated as tetratricopeptide repeat domain 39C. NCBI's taxonomy places the organism in Eukaryota, Metazoa, Chordata, Aves, Cuculiformes, Cuculidae. The transcript is spliced from 14 exons. Gene Ontology annotation, molecular function: protein binding. The coding region runs from base 65 to 1795 and encodes 576 amino acids. The record is from RefSeq and is a predicted model, not a curated record. Gene Ontology annotation, biological process: cilium assembly; otolith morphogenesis.